AUGUUGACAACUGACAAUAGUGACAAUGACGUUGACGUUGUUGCUUGGAAAUAUUUCUUCUUUUUUGUACUAUUAUACUUUUAUUUUUUAGUUUUAUCGAGCAACAUGGCCAGACCGGGUAAGACCAAGGAGUCCUCCAAAGAAAAGAAGCUGAGGCGGAAGGAAUUCGCCGAAACCCAGAAGCAAGUCAAGACCAUAGUAGUACCCGGAUUAAUCGCCAUCGCGAUUUUCAUCAUGGCAUACGUUUACAUUAAAACACGACCAAGGGACGGGUUCAUCGACUGA
This is a messenger RNA of Phyllotreta striolata, 285 nucleotides long. The record is from the annotation of a GenBank genome assembly. Lineage: Eukaryota; Metazoa; Arthropoda; Insecta; Coleoptera; Chrysomelidae.